AGAGCCAAUUUCCUUCCCUUCGGGCCGACGGGGCUGUGGGUGACUCCACGCAGGCCCCGCCCGCCGCCAGCGUCGCCCCUCGGGCCGAGCAGCUGCGGCCCCCGAUCCGUGUGGGGCCGUGUGGGGCCGUGUCGGGGCCAUGUCGCGACACAGGCGGGUUCUGCGGCGGCAGCCCGGCGGGGCUGCGGGGGACUGGGCUGCCGGCGCCGCGGGGCGCGCCCGGGCCGAGGCCCUCAGGGAGGUCGGCGUGGACGAGGUGGUGGAAAUGGCGGUGCAGCUCGCCCUGGAGCGGUUCCGGAGCGGGGACGAGGCGGGUGCGCGGCACAGCCCGGCCCGGGGGCAGCCUGCGGCUGUUGGGAGGGCGCUGGCAGCGGGUCAGGGAGGGGAUCCUGCCCCUCUGCCCGGCCCUAGUGAGGCACGGCUGGGGUGCUGUGUCCGGCUCUGGGCUCCCCAGCACAGAGACAGGGAGCCACUGCAGGGGUCCGGCAGAGACCACCGAGAUGAGAUGAGAGAGAUGGAAUUUCCUUCUAGUUUCACUAGUACUGAAAGAGCAUUUGUUCACCGUCUCUGUCAGUCUCUUGGACUGGUAUCUAAAAGCAAAGGGUGAGUCAGGGUACAAUUUUCAGUUUUUUGGUGCAGACCAAUAGAAUUUCAAGACUAAUGAUAACCUGACUGAU
This is a messenger RNA of Vidua macroura (Pin-tailed whydah), 677 nucleotides long. RefSeq names its product 3'-5' RNA helicase YTHDC2-like. The transcript is spliced from 2 exons. Lineage: Eukaryota; Metazoa; Chordata; Aves; Passeriformes; Viduidae. Gene Ontology annotation, molecular function: nucleic acid binding. Bases 140 to 607 code for a protein of 155 amino acids. The record is from RefSeq and is a predicted model, not a curated record.